Messenger RNA from Pipistrellus kuhlii (Kuhl's pipistrelle), 2575 nucleotides. It is a transcript of the gene BTBD16, whose product is annotated as BTB domain containing 16. Lineage: Eukaryota; Metazoa; Chordata; Mammalia; Chiroptera; Vespertilionidae. The transcript has 16 exons. The record is from RefSeq and is a predicted model, not a curated record. Bases 1 to 1794 code for a protein of 597 amino acids.
AUGUCCCGGAGUCGCCACGGCGCCCACAGCACCAGGAAGCUGAGGGCAGCCUUCGCGGAGUACGCAGUCCUGCAGGGAGACAGCCAGCCGGACACAGACAACCCUGUGGACGCACACGGAGCACCCGCAGCCUCAGCCCUCCGGUCCCGGGUCCGAGUCUCUGGGCCUCAGCCUCUGGCCGAGCGGAUCCGCCCGGAGCAGAGGCUCAUGGCUGGGCUGGCCGUGUGCGCACAGACCGCACUGGCGUGUGCGGCCGUGCUUCCCGCCGUGCCUUCGGGAGGCCGCACGCGUAAGCAGAGGGCGCGGCCGGAGCGACAGGUGGCCGGCACCACCAACCGCUGGCGCCUGUCGGCCAAGCCCUUCACGCGGGACCUGCUGGCGCUGUCCCAGAUGUGCAAGGCCAUGUGCCUGGACGUGGACAACACGCUGCCCGCCCCGGACAGGUUGUGCAUCCCCCAGAUCCAGAAGAAAUGCUCCGGGGCGCUGAAGAAGGCUCUGCCGAGCGGGGACGGAGUGGGUGACCUCGAGUGCCUGGGCUUCCAGUGGGAGCUGCACCUGCCCCAGCUCUUCCAGUCCCAGACGCUGACCAAGCUCUACGUCUCGGCCCUGAGCCGGGCCCCCGCCGGCCGCCCGCGGGACCUGGAGCGGGUCCUGACAGGGCCGCCGGCCGAGAAGGCCCCAGAGCAAUCCCGCGUGAAGAGGCUCACCAUCGCCCUGAGGAUCAACGACCCGCUGGUCACCAAGCUGGCCUUCGCCAUGGCGCUGAAGAACCUGUACACAAGCCAGGUGGAGCUGGGCCUGGACGAGGUGCUGGGGGUGCUGGCCUCCGCGCACGCCCUCCAGUUCAGCAGCCUGUUCCAGAGGUGCGUGACCAUCAUGGUGCACGGGCUCUCGCCCAGCAACGUGGCCAGCUUCUACAUGGCCGGCUGCAAGUACAAGGAGCAGCCGCUGAGCACCGCCUGCGAGAAGUGGAUGGAAAUGAACCUGGUGGCCGAGGUGGGGCGGCAGAUCCACCUGCAGAAGAUCCCCAGGGAGCUGCUGCUCACCGUGCUGCGGUCACCCAGCCUGUUUGUGUUCAGUGAGUUCCACCUGCUGAAGACGCUGCUGCUGUGGGUGUACCUGCAGGUGAACCCGCGGCUGCUGGCCUUCCCCACGCUCGAGGCCGUGCUGGCCUUCUUCAGCAGCUCCCCCAAGAAGCCCUGCUUCCUGGACCAGGAUGUGGAGUGCGGCUUCGCAGAGAUCUUCCUCUGCCUGCGCCUGCACGGCAUCAUCCGAGGCCAGGACCUGGACGUGCUGAGGCACCUGAACUUCUUCCCCGAGUCCUGGCUGAUCCGGGUCACCGCCAACCACUACCACGCAAUGGAGAGUGGGGGCGACAUGGCUUUCGCGAAAGAUCUCACCCGCCAGGCGGUGAGGUUCGGGCUGCUGUUCUACAAGGAGUUCACGACCUAUUCGGAGAUGAUCGCCAUCUACGGCUUCUUCUUCGCCAUGCGGGGCAUCCGCAACAACAGCACCUCCUACAGCUUCUACAUGCAGAGGAUCCGGCCGGCGGACGUGGGGUUCCCCUCCGAGGUCUGCGAGCAUGGCCUGGUCAGCCUGCGGCCCGAGCGCCUGGUCCAGUACGAGAUCCGGGCGCGGGCGCUGGUGGGCGACCGCUGGCAGCAGUUCGGGACCCGGCCCGUCCUGCAGAAGUUCCGCCUCGUCAGGCCCCACUGCAGGAGCCAGGUCUUGCAAAUCCAGACUACGGGCAGCCCGAUCUACGUGAGCUUUUCCUUCAUCUUCCCGGCAUCCUGACGCUCCGAGGCGCCUGUGACUCCGCUCUCCCUCCGCUCUGCACAGAGGAAAUAAAGACGCUGAAGGGACCCAGUAUCGGCCACGUUCCUGGGAGCCGUGGUUUCUGCUCUUGGCUAAGCGGCGUGUGGCCGUGUGAGUGACAGGAAUGUGUGGCUCCCAGGCCUGGGGUCUGGGGUCUCAGGUCAGACGCUGGCAGACGGGGCGUGGCUUCUGGGAGUCCCCUCCGCCCACGCACAGCCAGCUCCCCCCUGGUCCUCCUGGGGCCGGCCAGCCGGGUGGGCCAGGCCAAGGCCCCUUGAGAAGGGCGCUAACCCCAUUUGUGAGGGCCCCACCCGGGUGAGCGCCACCCCUCCCAAUGGCCCAACCCCGCUGCCAUCCCUUUUGGGGUUGGGUUUCUCCAUGUGGGAUGGCGGGGGGGUGGGGCACGAUCAGACCAUAGCACCCCGUUUGGUGUCUGAGGGUGGGAAGCAGUGGAGACCUGAGUCCAUUUGCCAUCACCGGCCCCUAAGGCCCCGGGGGCCCAGGCUGACCUUGCAUUCUGGGGUUCUUGGAUGGGGUCCCGGCAGAAACACCCCCUCCCGCUGGGGGCGUCCCCCACCCCCGGCUGUGGUCCCGGCAGCUUGGGCUCACAGAAGCCAGAGGCGGGAAGGGGGGAGCAGCUAUAGGUGCAGAGUGACUGACGUGCUGACCAUUCUGCCACUUUAUUUCUAAACUUGUUUUUAAAUAUUUAAUUGAACUCAGAGAGGCAGGGAGAGGGAGAGAGAGGAAUAUCAGUGAUGAG